GGAAAUUCAACAGAGUGAAGUUGUCAGUAUAAAAGUGACCGUCAGCUGGUACAAUCCACAAAUGACAACAGCUAAGAUAUAAAAGUGAGUAAAUUCAGUCAGAACGGAGUAUAAACUUUGUUCAUUACUGUUCAUUAGUCAAUAGGCCAACUAUAUAGGAGUCGUGAGCGGAGAGAAACGAGGAAGAGGAAGAGAGUAUUGAGUAUAGAGCUAGAGCAAGACUCGAGGUGAGAGGCGAGUGUCAAGUUAAGUUUCUGAUAUUUAUUUUAUUUAUUUAAUAACUCAGUGACAGAAUUAUGGAGAUUAUUUGUGUUUGCUAGCAGCCAAUUAAAAAGUUGUAUUGGUCCGAUCACCUGUCAAGGUAUCAUGAUAUUUUUCUGGAUGAUAUUAUAAAAAAUAAAUCAAGAUUGAAAUAUUUAAUAAGACAGGUUAAAUAAAAUCAAGAUGACAGAAAGUCUUAUCAAUGAGUGGCUAGCAGACUACGCUGAUGUAUCACCAGCUGAGCUGUCUACCUUUGCAAAUACUUUGUCUCAGGACAACGAAAUAGUAAGAGCUCUGUACGUGCUUCUUGAGGAGCGGAACAAGUACUCAGAGCUGAUUGAUCCUGUUUGUAAUCAAUUGUUCAACUUCUAUCGAUCGAGAGAAGUUCAGUUACAACGAUUUACAUUGCAAUUUGUUCCUACGCUUAUUUUUAUUUAUCUUAAUGCUCUUGCACAUGGUGAUAUUAAGAAUUGCCGAUCGGUGGAGACGCUGCUGAUAGGACUUUACAACCUAGAAGUGGUGAGCGAGACAGGAGAUUCAAAGACGGUGUCAUUUAGGCUGCCCUCGCUGGCGAUGCUGUCGAUCUACCACGAGCCCUCGAGCCUGACCCACGCUUCGCUGACCGAGAGCGCGGUGAGACAUUUUGAAGAGUGCAACUCCAAGCUCGUCUGCUGGGGACCUCUCCCGCAAAUUGAGACCCUCAAUGCUCAGAACCGACUGAAAGUUAUGACAGCGCUUCUGUUUAUUUACAAUCAGCAGCUGAGUUACAUCCAGAAGUCUGCGCUGGAACAGUUGUGCAAAGUUGCUACCAAACUCGUAACUCAAGGAUUCCCGAAGCCAGGUCACCAUCAACGUGCUUCGUACAACGAAUCUAGUUUCGUUCCUAGACUGUUACCUCGUAUUCCUGUCACAAAUCAAUUUCUUCUAGAGUUCCUUCACGGAAUUUACUUCGCGAUGUACAACGACUGCUGGUACGUCGGAUGUCAAGCGGUGGAUGAUAUUCAUAACCGCGUGUGCUAUGAUGGCUAUGCUGAUGUGAUGCUUGUGACAAACGCAAUACGUAACUCAAGCAGUUCUGGACCCUCUGGAUUGCUGGGUGAUGCUUCGCUGGGAAUGAGUGUCGCCUUGUCACCGGCUACGACAACUCCCACGAUAUCCAAGUCUAUGAUAACUAAUGCAUCUUUCCGUACAAAAAAAUUGCCAGACGACCUGGACAUAAACUUAUUCGAAGAAGAAGUAAAGAGCAUAGACGAGAAAGAAAAAUUACCGCGACCAUCCCCGAGUUCCGGAAAGCGUCGUGCCUGGUUGAGAAAGCACAUGCCCCAGUCGCUGGACGAGGACGAAGUGCUGCAGAUCCGCAGCGGAGGCUCUUCAGUGGACAACUCCAGGCGAGAGAGCCUGGCUAGCCAGGCGAGCGGAUCGCCGAGCCGAACUUCUCCGAAGAAAUCUCGGGAUCGCAAGGUCGUGUCCCAGGACGACGUGAUCCGCAGGCCUCGCAGAGAGCGCAGUGACUCUCCAGGAAACGAGAGCCGACUCAGCGCUGGAGCGCGGCUCUAUCGCGUGCUGGAGGAGCAGGCUCUUGGCGAAGUGAUCGUUGCUUCCGCGGAGGGACUCUAUAUCAAUGGACUCAGAGCCAUUGAACGAGAUGAUAUCCCAAUCGUGGCGAAAGAAGACGGGACAGCUGACAAAAACUUGGUAUCGAUAUCAGAAGAGCAGGAUUCAACGGAACCAAGUCGCAUUGGUUCGCUCCGCCAGGGUAAAGACAAGAGCUCCAAGAUCACAAACUUCAGUUUGACUAAAAAGCCUCGAGAAAAGGACAGCAGAGCGAAGAAUGGAAUGGUAGAGAAAGAGAAGAAAUCAGGACAGAUUAAAGACUCCAAGAGCCGGAUUGAUGAAGAAGUUAAUGGUGGAGUCAAGAAGAAAAACGACUCGAUAAUCAGCGACGGGAACUCGAGCUUCACUGAAGCGGGAUUAAAUGACACCGCUGACCUGGAGCUGGAAAGUGCCGUGGCUAGCAUGAGAGCCCUCGAUCCAGACCUUAAUUCUUCUGUCCAAGUCAGCUCGGUUUAGUCUCUGUUUAUUUUUUUUUAGUUAGGAUUUCUGAGGCUCUGACGGGAACAAUUAAAUAUGUUUUACGUAAUUAAUGUGCUGUUGGUUGUUGACUAUUAUAAGUGUUGUUAAUGAUGAUGAAGAUGAUGAUAAAGAAGAA
Messenger RNA from Cotesia glomerata, 2470 nucleotides. It is a transcript of the gene Hyccin, whose product is annotated as hyccin. The transcript is spliced from 7 exons. Gene Ontology annotation, cellular component: plasma membrane. The record is from RefSeq and is a predicted model, not a curated record. Gene Ontology annotation, biological process: phosphatidylinositol phosphate biosynthetic process; protein localization to plasma membrane. The coding region runs from base 445 to 2331 and encodes 628 amino acids. Lineage: Eukaryota; Metazoa; Arthropoda; Insecta; Hymenoptera; Braconidae.